AUGAGUAAAGAUGACUACAUUAGAAAAGUUUAUGACCACCUCUCCAACAACAAAUAUUACGCAAAAAUGAAAACUGACCCUAGCAAAGACCUUAAAACUAAUAUCAACAGUUUCAUAGAAAUUUCUCUAUGUCACCACCACAUAAACAAAAACACGGCCAAAUUUAUAACACCACCUGAAAACACUAGAAUGCCCCUAUUUUACAUACUGCCAAAAAUUCAUAAGGAUGGCAUUCCAGGACGACCAAUAGUUUCAGCCGUUAACUCUAUAACUGAAAAUAUCUCAAAAUUUUUAAAUCUUUGCCUGCAACCUCUCUUACCAAAAUUAAAAUCCUAUGUAAAGGACAUCAAACAUCUAAUACAACGGUUACAAACCAUACCGGCACAAAAUGAACACGUUUUACUUGUAUCAGCAGACGUAUCCUCACUUUACACCAAUAUCCCUCAUCAAGAAGGAGUUGAUGCGUGUAUUCAUUUCAUUACAAAAUACAGAAACACACUGCCUUCAUUCACACCCAAUGAACAUGUAAUACGAACGUUGUUUUCGUUUAUACUGGAAAAUAACUAUUUCAUGUUCCUAAAUGAAAUAUAUCUGCAGUUACUUGGCACAGCCAUGGGUACGAAGGUGGCACCACCAUACGCAUCAUUAUUCCUGGGUCUUUUUGAGCAGACGACAUAUUCUUCAUAUGGGAACACAGUGAAGAAGAACUACACAAAUUUUUCAUAUAUCUAA
This is a messenger RNA of Hydractinia symbiolongicarpus, 732 nucleotides long. RefSeq lists its product as uncharacterized. The transcript has 2 exons. Lineage: Eukaryota; Metazoa; Cnidaria; Hydrozoa; Anthoathecata; Hydractiniidae. The record is from RefSeq and is a predicted model, not a curated record. Bases 1 to 732 code for a protein of 243 amino acids.